AUGUUGCACAGCUUCGUGGCAGCAAGAUUACUGCCACGGCCACCAGCUUGGGCAACGUAUGCCCAACGUGUCGCACCAUCGCUAGCCACGACACCAUUCUUAGCCCUCCAUAUACAGGCUAACGGAGCUGAAACCCAAUUCACUAUCGGGCAAGGCCGUCCCAAUCUUUUUGUCAUCUCGCAUGAAAAGCCGGAUAAUGAAUAUCUCAUACUCAAUCAUCCUUCACAAACGAACACAGAUCCUGCGAGGACAUUGACUGUCGUACCCCCUCUCCCAUUUCAGCAUCCUCUAUACCUCUCCAUUAUGCCACGCAUAAACGCAGGGUUCCUGAGUUCGCAAACAUAUAAACGACUCGUCAAAGUUGAACAAUACCAAUUGGAUCAACCAAGUAUUGAACGCCUUCUCAACGCGUUAAAGGAAGCAGGACAUUCAAUUCCGGGUGUUCGAAAAACAGGGAACGGGGGGGAAGCACCGCCAGGAUGGGAUUCAUGGAGCGGGGACUCUCCCAGGGAACAGCCACGAAUAUUUGUUCUGCCUCGCUAUGUUCCACUCUCCUUCGACCUGGUUCCCUUCAAAGCACUUCCUGCCCCUCUGGACACGAGUGUGUUUAUGCAAAUAGCAUUAUUUCGCCAAUUCUACUUGGAUUACACAUGGGAAGGGUGUAGACUUGUUAUACAGUACAUCGAAUCCAUGCGAAAGGCCCUACCUCGCUUAUCAUCGUCGGGUAAAAUAUUUCGAGCACCUGCGCUAACGACAGGUCGAGACCCUGACCCACCGAUCAAUACGGUCAGACCUUCGCUCGCGCAUUUAGCAUCUUUGCCUAUACCCCACGACGGAGACCCUCAAGUAUGCGAAGAGGACGAGCUAGCAGAUGAUUGGAAAGAUGAGGAAGACCUACCCGUUCUUGAGAUGGAAAUGGCUCCCGUGGUCUCGUGUGUUGAAGCGGGGAAGAUAAAGGUCAUCGCGCUAGACUGCGAUGCUAUACUUGUAAAUGGUCCUUUGCAAGAGGCACUGAUCACUAUAUUCCCAUCUGCUGUGUACCAGGAAGGAGCUAAUGGACUUGAUUCUCCCCGUGCGAUCGUCCAGAAGAUCGCCCGUUAUCUUGGCGCGACAGAACCUCAGUCAGUCUCCCAGGAUGUGCUCGCUCACCUAUCAAAGCCGAGCCUUCACGUUGAUGCUCUCACUUCCAUCUCGACUUUAGUCCAAAAUGGAUAUAGCGUCUUGGCCUUACCAGGUGCUAAGAACCGUGACAUUGUCUCUCAAGUCCCCGUAGUGACACCCAACUUACACGGCGUUGCAGAACCAGCAGCUCUAGCAGGUUUUCCUACUACUUUCAUCAAACGUCACGGGAGUCGGAGCGCUAAGCUCACCAUACCGACCGUUGUGCCGACCUACACAGUGGCCGGUAUGGAGCACAUCUUACCGUUAUUGCUGGAGCCUACCUACACUCCGCCUGCACAGAAGCCCGAAGUUCUGCAAAACUUCCUCCCUUUGAGGAUACGAGGCUGCUACCAGGUCACGUUCACGCUCGGCACCGGUUCCUAUGGAUGUGUAUGGAAUGCAAUCCAACUCAGUACCGGAGCGGGGGUUGCUAUCAAGGUGGAGGUCAAUAAAUCCUCAACAUUAUCGUACGAGGCAGCGAUCUAUGCACAACUAGAGGGCGUGAAAGGCAUCCCGGUGGUCCACUGGGCAGGUUUAGAAAAUACUGCGCAAGUGCUAGUCAUGGAUAAACUCGGACCAACUCUCGAAAAAUUUCGUCGUGUUUGUCGAGGAGCAAUGUCAUUGAAGACGGUUCUCAUGCUUGGAGAACAAAUGCUCACAACCAUUGAAGAGGUUCACUCUCGUGGAGUUAUCGUACGCGAUAUCAAUCCAGAUAAUUUUGCGAUGGGUUUGCUUGAGGAUUAUAAGCGCCUUUAUCUAUUUGAUAUGGGACUGUGCAAGCUAUUCUUGGACCCAACGACAGGCAAACAGGGAAGGACGAGGAGCCGACGCGAUGACAUCGAAGCGAUCGGCAAUCUGCUUCUCUAUCUCCUCCAUGGCCAACUCCCCUGGCAAGGCAUAUACGCACCUGACAUACCUUCCAAACUCAGACAUAUUGGGGAAAUGAAACGUGGCAGGCCUUUCACAGACCUACUCUCUAACUCCCCACCCGUUUUCACGCCAUUCUUUGAGCACUGCAGAUCUCUUGCAUUCGAGGACAAACCAGACUAUGCGUAUUUGAGGUGCGUUCUCCGACAGACCAUGGAAGAAAAAGGAUGGGAGUAUGACUGGGAAUAUGAUUGGUGGUCUCCUGGAGAGCGGGGUACACUCCUCCCAGAAGAGUACAAGUUUGAGGAGCGCUUCUUAGAACCUGUGCGUCGCUAUCAAAAUGUAUUGUGA
Messenger RNA from Marasmius oreades (fairy-ring Marasmius), 2379 nucleotides. RefSeq lists its product as uncharacterized. Gene Ontology annotation, cellular component: nucleus; cytoplasm. The coding region runs from base 1 to 2379 and encodes 792 amino acids. Gene Ontology annotation, molecular function: protein serine/threonine kinase activity; ATP binding. The record is from RefSeq and is a predicted model, not a curated record. Gene Ontology annotation, biological process: peptidyl-serine phosphorylation; signal transduction. The transcript has 9 exons. Lineage: Eukaryota; Fungi; Basidiomycota; Agaricomycetes; Agaricales; Marasmiaceae.